GAGGGGCAGAAAAGGACCCGGAAGUGACGAAUUGUUUUUCCCGGAAGUGGCUGUCAGGGAGAAUGGAGCUAGGAGGCUGCAGGGUUGCAUUUGAGAAAGAUGGUGUCUACUUGCACACCAGUGCAAAGCGUCAUCCCGAUCAGGAUUCCCUCAUCCCAGGGGUUAUCCGCAUCAUUGAAAAGGGUUCAGAUACUUUGCUGCAAUGGACACCUAUAGAGGAGUCUUCAGAUUCUGCUCAAAUUGUGUACACCAAGAAGGAGCCAGUGGGCUGCCAGACUGAAGAAGAACUGUUUGAUCCAGGUUAUGAACCAGAUUGGGCUGUGAUCAGUACAGUGGGGACUCGAUCUCGGGUCCAGGAAGAAACAGAUGCUUCUGUGCCAAAAUCCCCAAUCCCUCGUGGCCAGUGGGCUUUCACUCUCAGCUUGUCUGACCUGAAAUCCAUCCGCAAAAGUAAGCCAGGUCUGGGCUGGUCCUACUUGAUUUUCAUCACCAAAGACGGUAUCUCCAUCCAAGCCCUCCAUUUUCAUCGUGGGGGCACCAAGGCCCUGCUCAAAGCUCUCUGCAAAUAUGUUAUCCUUGCCACCUCUCCCAAAGAUUCCCGUCUCUACCUGGUUUACACACACGACUCGUAUGCCCUCUCACACUCCUUUGAUGAGCUUCAGCUCUUUGAUGACAGCUCUUCCAACCUGGUGUCACGAUUCCUGCAGGACCCAUAUGCCGCCACAUUUGGUGGCUUUUCCAAAGUCACCAAUUUCUUCCGAGGGGCUCUCCACCAUGAAGAUGGAGUGGGUCAGCAUUCCCAGGGCGAUGCAGCUGCUGCCAAUGUCGAAGAUGAGACCGGCUUUGAAGUUAUCACCUGUCAGGCACAGCUAGGAGAGCGACCAUCUGUCCAGAGAGAGGCCCCAGUUACAGAGCAGGAAUGGGAGCAGCACUUGGAUCCUGAUGGGCGUGUGAAGGACCUCGCUGGAUUGCGCCGGAAGAUCUUUGCAGGGGGUCUCAGCAUGGCAUUGCGCAAGGAGGCAUGGAAGUACCUUCUGGGCUACUAUGCCUGGGACAACACCAGUGAGGAGAACAAGGCACAAGUGAGGCGGAAAACAGAUGAGUACUUUCGCAUGAAGCUACAAUGGAAGUCGGUCAGCGAAGAGCAGGAACAACGGAACUCCUUGUUGCGAGGAUACCGUAGCCUGAUUGAAAGGGAUGUGAGCCGCACGGAUAGGAACAACAAAUUCUACGAAGGCAGCGAGAACCCUGGAUUGGUCCUCCUGAAUGAUGUGCUGAUGACCUACUGCAUGUAUAACUUUGAUCUGGGUUAUGUCCAAGGCAUGAGUGACCUCCUGUCUCCCAUUCUCUACAUCACCCAGAAUGAAGUGGAUGCCUUCUGGUGCUUUUGUGGCUUCAUGGAACAGGUGCACCGCAAUUUUGAAGAAAGCCAAGAGUCUAUGAAGCGACAGCUAUCACAGCUCACUUUGCUCCUCAGGGUGCUGGAUCCCCCGCUUUGUGAUUUCCUAGAUUCGAAGGAGUCCGGCACUUUGUGCUUCUGUUUCCGUUGGAUCCUGAUCUGGUUCAAGAGGGAAUUCGCCUUCUCUGAAAUACUUCAGCUGUGGGAGGUUCUCUGGACAGGAUUGCCUUGCCCCAACUUCCACCUUCUGGUGGCCUGUGGCAUUCUGGAUGCAGAGCGGCAGGCUCUGAUGAACUCCGGCUUUGGCUUCAGCGAAAUCCUCAAGCAUAUUAAUGAGCUGACAAUGAAAAUGAGUGUGGAAGACAUCUUGUGUCGAGCUGAGGCAAUCUACAGACAGCUGGCAACUACUCCUGACCUUCCCCGCAAUGUUCAGGAACUGCUGGGCCUCUCGGAGGGCAAAUCCCCGACCCCCAGCACAGACACGGCUAGCUCCCCACAGCCGCUGUCUCCCAGCCAGGCCCAGGAGAUGGAACUGACGGACAGUGUUUCGCCCAGCCUGCCGGACAGCAGCAUCGAAAUCUUGCCUACCGAGGACGCCUCCACUUCUCAAUCACUUACUCCUUGAGAACCUCCCAUCGUGGCCACUGUCUUCUUAACACAAGCACUUUAACCAGGGCAGGGUGGGGGCUGGGAAUAAGGCAAGAUGGGUGGAGGAUUAGAGGCGUUGUGUAUUCCCUGGGGUUCAGGUAGCUGUAGGAGCCGUCAACACUUACUGAGCGUAGAUGGGGCUGGGAGUAGCUGUCUUUCCCCUCCACCCCUGAGUUUCCCCCUUACUCCCAUCCCAAGUGGCCUCCAAGGACCCCCGGUGCUUGGUGUGCAUUGUGUGCCUUUCCCAUAAUGCACUGGGGUAUGGCCAUCUCUCAAAGAACAGUCUGACUUGGUAUGGAGUUCACCUUCUUGUCCUCGGAUGUGUGGAGAAGGUGGAAAGGAGCAAGUGAAUGGCUGCCAUGCUUUUUUCCUUUUCUACCCUGGCUUCCUCAGUCUUUAGAUCGGACCUACACAACCUGCAGGCCUCCUUAUGUUUGGGCCUCCAACUCCCAGAAGCCCUAGCUAGCUUGUCCAAUGGUCAGGAAUUCUGGGAGUUGGAGUCCAGAACACCUAGAGGGCUAUAGGUUGUGCAGUACUUCCUUUCACUGCCUGCUAUAUGAUGCUCCCAUUUCACUCCCAUCUGCAGUAUUCAGGCUCAUCUGCUGAGCUUGAGACUGAUGGUGGCGUCUUUUCUCUCCAGGUCGCUGAUGAAGCUUUUCUCUCCGACCGUGGAAGUUAAGAAACAGAGGUCCUUUGGUUGAGAGAAAUGAGGGGGUGGGGGAAUAGAUUUGGAGCAUUUUUGUGAGCAGAAAGCUUGCCAGUGGGAGGCAGGCAGGUUCUCUCCAAAAGAAACAUGGCAUCAGAGGGAACAGCAGUAGAAGCUGGAAGGCAAAGCUCUUAGGUCCUUUGGUUCUUUGCCAGGGAAUUCCUGUUGACGUAGCUCCUUGUGCUUCCCUCCCUUGGCCAGAGGAUCGUCUCCCUUCCGGCUUGCCGCAGUCCUCUUUGUGCGUGGUUUUGAACUGACAGCCCAUAGAUAUGAAGGGGAAAGAUGUCAGACUCUUCUGUGGUGCCUUUCCACCUUAGGGCGCAUGUGGAUUUGAUGACUUAUGUGCCUAUGGGUACGUCUCACGGUCGAACUGCCUGUUUGCCAGCCCUUACUUUGGCUUCUAUGUUUCCUUCAUAACGUACAUUAAAAAUGUAGUGUCAA
Molecule: messenger RNA, 3194 nt
Organism: Anolis sagrei ordinatus
Lineage: Eukaryota; Metazoa; Chordata; Lepidosauria; Squamata; Anolidae
Gene: TBC1D17
Product: TBC1 domain family member 17
Biological process (GO): activation of GTPase activity
Molecular function (GO): GTPase activator activity
Source: RefSeq, a predicted model, not a curated record